Cooperia oncophora is the source of this 285-nucleotide messenger RNA. The record is from the annotation of a GenBank genome assembly. Lineage: Eukaryota; Metazoa; Nematoda; Chromadorea; Rhabditida; Trichostrongylidae.
AUGACGCCCAUAUAUAUUACUGUUUCAGCAUUAAAAGCUCAAAGAAAGUGGAAGAAGCUCUAUGAGAAACUCGAAGCGAGUAAAAAAUCUUAUUACAGUGCAUGUCGCCAGGAAAAGUCUGCACUGGUAAAUUUGAGCAAUAGUCAGGCCGAUUCGUCAUUGUCGCAGGAUGCGGCUCAGAAGCUCCGCGAUCGUCUGGAAAAGUGUCGCGAAGACGUCCAGAAAUGUAAACUAGCCUAUGAAAAGAACAUAGCGGAAAUCACUCAAUACAGCCCGAAUGCUUGA